Messenger RNA from Rhodamnia argentea, 456 nucleotides. Its product is annotated as dirigent protein 22-like. The transcript has a single exon. The coding region runs from base 1 to 456 and encodes 151 amino acids. The record is from RefSeq and is a predicted model, not a curated record. NCBI's taxonomy places the organism in Eukaryota, Viridiplantae, Streptophyta, Magnoliopsida, Myrtales, Myrtaceae.
AUGAUACCAGACAUCCGCCCGCAGCCUAUCGACCAAAGCCGGGCCGAGAAGACCCCAAACUUCACCGCCGCACAAGUAGCCUCAGCCCCGACGACAAGCCAGUCAUCCACGUCCUUCGGCAAUGUCUUUGUGCUGAUCGACAUGCUGAAGCUGGGCCCUGACGUGGGCUCAAAGCUUGUCGGCGGGGCCCAAGGCCUCACAUCAUCUGCUUCGGAUGCCGAGUCGGCCUUGUUGGUGGCCGUUAACUUUGUGUUCACCCAACUGAAGCCCAAUGGGAGCACUUUGAGUAUGCUCGGAAGGAACAGCCUGGCGCUCGAGGUGAGGGAGAUGGCCGUUGCAGGAGGGACCGGAGCAUUCCAACUCUCGCGCUGUUAUGUUCGAACCAGGACUCACUCCAUCGACCGGACCAGUGGACUUAUCUUGUCGGAGUAUGACGUGUACGUUUUGCAUUACUGA